Messenger RNA from Etheostoma cragini (Arkansas darter), 1503 nucleotides. RefSeq names its product transformer 2 beta homolog (gene tra2b). Gene Ontology annotation, biological process: positive regulation of mRNA splicing, via spliceosome. The record is from RefSeq and is a predicted model, not a curated record. The transcript has 9 exons. Gene Ontology annotation, molecular function: RNA binding. Gene Ontology annotation, cellular component: spliceosomal complex. NCBI's taxonomy places the organism in Eukaryota, Metazoa, Chordata, Actinopteri, Perciformes, Percidae. Bases 690 to 1283 code for a protein of 197 amino acids.
GGCUCGCUGGUCGCUGCUGCAGCACAAACACGCAUACACAUACGAACCGUUAAUUUUAGCUAACGCUAGCUAGCUGGUUAGCGCCGCGCCAUAAAGAUUUGUCAUUGCAAUAUAUUCAGUGGCACUAAAAAUGAGCGACAACGACAAAGGUUACGGCGAGCGGGUUAAGAUUGGACGAAGAAAAUGCGGAAGAAGUCCACUUUAUUUUCAAUAAUAUGAAGCUCAGAUGUGUGAAGCUGAAUUGUUGAAUGCAUGCUAAAACAUGACGAGGGAAGAAGUAUGGGCAGUGAGAGAUGGGGGAAGUAAGAAGAAGUAAAACAAUUGAAGAAAGAAGAAUAAUGUGAAGUAAUGAAGUUACAGAAAUGAAGUUAAGGAAGUAAUCUGGAUAAUGCCACCCGCUAAGUAAUUUUCUGGAGUCCCUCUCUGCAUCCAGGAGUGUGAGUCCUCGGGGCUCUAGGAAGUCUGCAAGCCCCUCCCCAGCUCGGUCGCCUGCCCGUUCAAAAGAAGGCUCCCGCCACUCCCGCUCCAAAUCUCGGUCCCGGUCCAGGUCAAAAUCUGGGUCCCACUCUCACCAUGGCUCACGGAGACACUAUAGCCGAUCUCGAUCCCGCUCAAGGUCCUACCGCCGCCGAUCUCACAGUAGGUCCUACAGUGGAGAGCGCAGGCGCAGGAGUCAUAGCCGCUCACCGAUGUCCAACCGCCGCAGGCACAUUGGCAACCGAGCCAAUCCAGACCCAAACGGUUGUGUGGGAGUGUUUGGCCUGAGCUUGUACACCACGGAGAGGGAUCUGAGGGAAGUCUUCUCUAAAUACGGCCCCCUGGCGGAUGUCUCUAUUGUGUAUGACCAGCAGUCGAGGCGUUCCAGGGGCUUUGCUUUUGUGUACUUUGAGAACACCGGUGAUGCCAAGGAGGCAAAGGAACGAGCAAAUGGCAUGGAGCUGGAUGGUCGUAGGAUCAGGGUAGAUUUCUCCAUCACCAAAAGACCUCACACCCCAACCCCUGGGAUCUACAUGGGCCGACCCACAUAUGGUGGUGGUGGUGGUGGUAGUAGUAGUAGUAGUGGAGGUGGAGGAAGUGGUCCAAGUGGUCCUCGCCGCAACUCACGAGACUACGACCGUGGAUACGACCGUGGAUACGACCGUGGAUACGACAGAGGUGGCUAUGAACGCUAUGACGACAGGGAUCACUACAGGUCAUACAGAAGGCGAUCUCCGUCCCCAUACUACAGAGGGGCUUAUAGGUCUCGGUCCAGAUCGCGCUCCUAUUCUCCCCGACGCUAUUGAACCUUGUUGUCAAGCCCCUCCACCUCCCACACACAGACAGGAAAUAUUUGUGUGGAAUGACUGAUUUCAGGAUAGAUCUUCUUUUUUUAAGGAGAUCAUCACAUGUCUGUUUGGUAACAUACAUGACCAGUAUGUGUUUACUGAGAUCAGUUGUGUCAUUUGACAUGACUCCAACUGCCCCCUCAUGAUUUUAAUUUUAAAUGUAUAGGCCACGUCUAUC